GAUAAGAUAUUAUAAGAUAAUGCCGAGUUCAAACCUCCAAAAUGCCUGUGGUUCUAUUUCGCUGUCACUUUUUAUGACAGUGUCAACUUCCUAGAUAAGAUUAUUAUCAACUUCGUCAACCAGGGUUUAAAUGACCGCCAUGAUGGCAGCCAUCGUUGUGAAUUUCCUUCUGAUCAUAUGUGUGUGCAAUUGCUUUGGUUUUCUAGAAGGGACACAGAUUGAUCCCAGGUACCCGCCGCAACCACGACAGGACCUUGACCCAGGAAACGAACCAAAACAUUGGCAGGACCUUGUGAGUUUCGUUAAUCAGAAGAUUGAAGGUAUGGAACGUCUGCAGGCUGAAAAGGACAAACGCGUUGACAAACUUGAAUCGAAAGUCGCGUCCCAGGAAAGGUCAAUAUUACAGAAGGACGUUAUUAUAGACAGUUUAGUUAGACGGGUAUCGGACCUAGAGAUGAGUGUGGGGUUGAAACCUGACACAGGAAAUCAGAAAACCCGACAAAAUGAAAAAUCAGACACGGACUUCUCUACAGCAAAUGUUGAUAAUUCGGACCAAAAUCGGUCAGUCUUUAAUGACACUGCCAACGUUCACAAAACUGUUGAACUGUUUACUUCCGGGAAUAAACCACAAACAGCACCUCGUUCUAUACCAUAUGCGGGGAAAUUGUUCAAUGCCAAUCGUCGUGUCAUUCAAAGCUCUCCUCAAACUGAAGCUGCAGUCGUGCCGGUAGACGAGUUUUCGACGUCUCGACAGAAUCGUGUAGCUGUUCCAAUGAGCGCGAAAGCAGCGUUCCACACAGCCAUUUCCGGGAAUAAGGGAUUUAAAACCGGCGCUGUUGUUGUGUUUGAUCACGAGACGCUUGACCACGGCAGCGGGUACAACCCAAGUGAUGGUCUCUAUACCGUCCCGGAGUCGGGUACCUACGUCCUAACAUGGACAAUUAUCAGUAACACGCACGAAGAAUUCAACACACUUCUCAUUGUGAACGGAGCUGUGAUGGGAGCCUCGUUUUCAGAUACAUCAGGUGUCGGUGAUUAUCACACUUCUUCGGCAACAGUCGUCCUUACCUUGAACGAGGAUGAUCAUGUCUUCAUCCGUAUGGGGAUUACAGCACUGGAAUCGGGGUACAUAAUCAGCACGGCAAAUCGUUAUGGGUUAUGUACUUUCUCAGGUUGGAAUAUAGACUAACGCGAAAUAAAUGUCAUGUUGGUAAUAAAUAUAUUUUAUGUUCCUA
This is a messenger RNA of Pecten maximus, 1235 nucleotides long. RefSeq lists its product as uncharacterized. The record is from RefSeq and is a predicted model, not a curated record. Bases 131 to 1189 code for a protein of 352 amino acids. Gene Ontology annotation, molecular function: protein binding. Lineage: Eukaryota; Metazoa; Mollusca; Bivalvia; Pectinida; Pectinidae. The transcript is spliced from 2 exons.